AAGUCGCAGCCCACCAGCAGUUACUCCUUCAUGGUUCCGGGCCCUCCUAGACUUCAACUCGAAGCUCAAGGUACUUUUUGCUCCCAUCAUGGCAUUAUAGGAAUUGGAACAAGCCGACCGAAAAAAUCACAGCGAUUUAUAGGAAGCUGUGAUUUUGGCCUGGUCGUAGAGUAUACUAGAGCGGACGUUAAACUCUUCAAGUCCUUGUGCUCGCGAUGGAGAACACAGAAGCCCUGUCUGAAGACCCCGUAGCCGCCAUUCCUGCCUUCUUGGCGCCAUUUGAUCAUGAAACAGCGGAUUUAAUUUGCCGUUCAAGCGACCUUAUCGAUUUCCGCGCUCACAGUUGCCUGCUUUCACUCGCUUCAUCCGCCCUCAAGGGCAUGAUCAUGCUUCCACAAGGGGCGGCCACGGAUACUCCUGACCCCACCUCACAUGAUCCGCCACAAGAAUUCAAAGAUGGCCUUCCCGUCGUUCCAUUUUACGAGGAGGACUGGAAGAAUUUAUCCUUCCUUCUCCAUUCCUGCCAUAGGUUCGACGAAGACAACCUACCUCCCAUCGGUAUCGACGAGCUCGAAGACAUUUGCAGAGUACACAACAAGUACGACGUCACCGAAUUCUCUCGCGCCGUGAUGAGGACUUGCCUCGCCGCAGCUAAGGACGACCCGGUCGCAGCGUUUGCGCUCGCCAGCGCACACCAUAUCGAUAGUUUCCGGGAUGAAGUCGCCAAGUUGACCCUCGAGAAACCCCUCAUGCCAUUCUCAACCGCCCCAGAGCUCACAUUCAUCUCGGGUCUACAGUACGCUCGGCUCCUGCAGUACCAUCUCACCUGCCAGGACGUCGCCAGCAAACUAGCCACUCAAGACUGGCGCUGGAUCGAGUCCGUUGCCGACGUCCCGCUCGGCGACACCACCCCAGCGUGUUACACAUGCCGCGUGAGAGUCAACCUCAAUGGCUCUUCGAUACAGAGAGGCUUCGCUGUCGAUACAUCCACGGCGGCCCACACAGGGUACUUUUACGCGCCCACAUGGUGGCAGAACUUCAUGCACCAGACGGCAGCACCGGCUCUGAAGGAGAGGCCGUGUGGAAAUACCCUGCGAGACCGAGCGUUGUUAGAGCCGGUGUUGCGGGAGGCUGUUGCUUGCCAGACGUUGGCCUGUAGGACUGGAGUUCGGGCGAUGUUGGAUUUUUGCGAGCGGUUCGCUGUUGCUGUGGAUGAUGCUAUCUCGCAGGUGGAAUCUCCUUACUGAUGGCCGCCAGGCUUGAUAUGAACGUGAAGGACAUUUUUUUGAAAUUUGAACAUGUCUCGAUGCUGUCGUUGCUUUCUGAGUUUUGUGUGCUUUGUUGUUUUCUUGCUUUCUCUUCCUGCUGAAGUGUUCACGUAUCUCCUGUCGCUUUCGUUGCUUGCUAUUGUUCAUGAAUCGCCCAAAUAUCUGUUUUUUGAACUCGUC
Stereum hirsutum FP-91666 SS1 is the source of this 1448-nucleotide messenger RNA. RefSeq lists its product as uncharacterized. The record is from RefSeq and is a predicted model, not a curated record. Bases 216 to 1247 code for a protein of 343 amino acids. Lineage: Eukaryota; Fungi; Basidiomycota; Agaricomycetes; Russulales; Stereaceae. The transcript has 3 exons.